This is a messenger RNA of Colletotrichum lupini, 129 nucleotides long. RefSeq lists its product as uncharacterized. Lineage: Eukaryota; Fungi; Ascomycota; Sordariomycetes; Glomerellales; Glomerellaceae. The coding region runs from base 1 to 129 and encodes 42 amino acids. The transcript has a single exon. The record is from RefSeq and is a predicted model, not a curated record.
AUGGGGCUAAGGCUACCAUUUGCAGGGCUAAGGCGUAGUAUAGACGCCUAUUGCACGGAUAACGGCUCUAGGCGUCUGGGGGGUGUGUUACGAGAUAUAGAUAUAGUUAAUACUACCCACAUAGAGUGA